Molecule: messenger RNA, 13289 nt
Organism: Schistosoma turkestanicum
Lineage: Eukaryota; Metazoa; Platyhelminthes; Trematoda; Strigeidida; Schistosomatidae
Source: the annotation of a GenBank genome assembly
GGGUGAAUGGAUCACAGAAAACUUUGGUGAUGCCAGAGCGAAUAAACGUAGGGUUAUGCGCAUUCCUGCUGAUUGCCCAUGGUCUUCAACAAAAGGAGGGGGAACCACCCAUGCCUCAACAGUGCAUUGGUGCUGGUGGAGUUGGUGGUGGCUUUAGACAAGCUGUUAUUAAACGUUCGUUUCACGGUACCAAUUUGAAUGAAGCGCUGGGUUCCUUAUUAGGAAUACAAAGUUAUUUGGUACCUGUUCGAAGAGCAUUUGAACAUAUUUUACGUCAGUUAGAUACGCAAGUUUGUCGUACAAUGAUGUUACCAAAGCAAGAAGUCACUCAAAAAGAAUUCGAUGAAUUGAUGACGGCAGAUCGUAAACCUAAACUGGAUUUAUUAAAGACUUGUGUUGCUUGUAUUCCUCGUCUGCUUCCGAUUGAUAUGACUAAACAGGAGAUUUUAGAAAUAUUAGCUAAAGUUUGCCUACACGUUGACGAAGACGUGAGAAAAAUGGCACAGCAAGCUAUGGCCAAUUUAAUUGUUGAAUUGCCAGCGUAUAGGGUUAAAACAAUACAAGUUUUUAUACAAUUUAUUCAGAAAACUGUACCUGACACAUCACCUCAUCAACUAGAUAGCUGUUUGAAGACUUUAUUUCAUCUAUUAAAUAAUUGGAAGUUAGCAUUGCAAAAGGAUGGUGCUGUAACACCUAAUAUGGCUGAGAAAUCAGCUUUGUAUGAAGCUGAAGGAUUUGCUUUGGUUAUGUUGUGCAGUUGUCGUUUGAUCACUAGACGUUUAUCUGUUCACAUUCUGAGGAAAUGUCGAGCUUUGUCAAAUUUAAUCCAAUCCGCUACUUAUGAUCCAACAUUAAAAAAUUCAAAUGAUUCCCGAGAAAUGUGUUGUAUAGAUGUUUUAGAUCGUUCAGUGCCAAUGAUUUUGAAAAGUCUUUUACCUAUACUACCUUUAAGCGAAAGAUCUGCUUUGUCCUCAGUAUCUACUAUGGAUUUUUCUAUCUUCACGGAACGCUCUCAUCCUAUCUGGUUUGGUGGUAGUACGCCACCUGUGUAUUCACCAUUGGUUUUACCAGCUAAUUGUUUGAAUAACACACAAUACUCUGGUUUAGUUUCUAACAAUGACGUGCAAUCAAAUGAAGAAGUUCGGUUUAAUGGUUUAUCAAACCUUCAAGAUCCCAAUAAAUUCAACAAUUCCAAUAAUAGCAACAACACUGGUAAUACAAUCAAUAGUACAACUGUAGGGAAUCUAGUUUCAUUCAACCCAAAUGAUAAAUCUAAACUCGAUGAAUCUGUUGCACAGGAAUCAUUUACAAAAAUCGCCAGACCUUCAGUUUCUGGACUACUCAUACCUUCGAAGUCUCUUGAUUUUCGUAACAUGCAAACUUCCAAGUCGUACUUAUCUACAACACCUGUUCAUCGACGAGCGUCACAGUAUAAUCAACAAAUUCAGCAUACUCAACAAGCUUACAUUAUACAGCCUACACAGGAAAAUGUAGCUAUCACAGAUGUAUGGGCAACUUGUCUUUCUAUUGUAUUCAACUCAUCUAAUUUGCCCACAAGUUGUCCUAUGGCUAUCAAAUCCGCUUGGUCAAUAUUAUUUCAACGAAUAAGUACUAUUUUUCCUUUAAUUGACCCAAGUGCACAAAUAGCUGAAAAUCGAGCAUCCUCGUUGCUCCGGACUGGAAGUAAGAAACCUGCGAAUGAACGUGAACAAUUUAUUCCUCUUUGGCACAAUUACGUCGUUGUUGGAUGCUGUAUAGCUCCAAGUUCUACUGGUUUACGCAUUUCAAAACCUGCAGAUACGCACUAUCAGCCGGAGUCUCUACUACAAAAACAUUCACCUGACUUUUCGACGAAAGAUUCUAACGAUUGUGACAAUGAUCGAUCUCCUACUCAAUCAGACGAAGUGGUUAAUCAAAUGACUGAUUCGAAUUCCACCUCAUCGUCCAAUCGUACAGCUGUAUCUAAUUCCCCAUGCACUACUAGUUGGUCUAAUUCAUCAGAUUUAAAGCAUUCAGCAUCCUUUGGAAAAGUGAACGCUAGAGAUUUAGUCAAGUUGUUAGUUCCUUUGUUAAGAUGUGAACAACCGGAAAUAAGAGAUUCAGCUAUUGCUGGUCUUGGUCGAAUAAAUCCGGCUGCUUUCAGAGAUGUACUUGAGGAUUUGCAACCACUGCUCAAAGAAUCCUUCGAUCGAAAACAGGAGAAUUUGCGCCGUCGACGCCGACGUGAUGGCUUAAGAUCUGCCUUAGUUAAAACUCUUUCACUUAUGGCACAGACUGGUGUAUUCGCAUAUCCCGAAUCAAAUAUAGUCACCCCUCAAGGAUCUUUAAUUUGUCAGCUUCUUGAUUAUAUGGAUGGAAUGAGGGGUUAUUUGGAAUCAGUAUCAGAUCAUUUAUUAAGUCCAGUCAGUCAUACGCAUCAAUCAUCUUCAUCUGUAAAUCCAUUAGUUUCGUUGCCGUCCGGUUCCACUUCUCAACAAGUAACUGCAGGUGGAACUAUUUCGACUAAUCAUCAGAUGAGUGGAUCUACGAAUCCUAAUUCCGUAAUGGCUUCUUUAUCUACUCCUACAACUACGGGACCUUCAUUAGCGAGUUAUUCAUCUGAAUUUUAUUUAUUGGGUGAAAUUCGCUUACAUUUUUGUAUUUUUAUUAAAGAGCUAAUUCGACGUUUACCAAAACAGAAUCGUACAACUUUAUUACCUUCAACACUAAGGCAUCAACUGUUCAUUUUGUUAUCACAUUGGAGUGCUCAUCAUGACCAUAUCAUGGGAACGUACCUAGGAUCGGAAGGCCCAUUGCCUACUGAACCUUAUUUUUUCGAUUCAAAUGAACAUACCAUCGGAAAAAUGUCUAAUCCAAAUGGAGUAGUUGGGUUUUCUCCAUCAAAUGAAAUACCUCCUGGAAUCAUUGGACUUCAUAACCAGUUAUCAAAUGAUAAUUUUCUACAAUCUCUCAACAGCCUAGGUGUUAACAGUGUUCCAUCAGCCGGUUCUUUGGAAUGUAGUUCUAAUAUGAGUGCCUCAUCAGGUCAACCUACCCAGAGUCCUACAAUCCUGCAACAGAAAACGUGUGAAAACGAACAAAUCGAUAGAAAUGAAUCUGUGGAAUAUUGUUUAUGGAUUGAUUUAAUUUGGUUAUCAAAUCAAGCUAUGGCAGCUUUGGUAUGUUGUGGGCCAAUAUUCGAUCGUUCUGCAUUGCUACCGCAAGACAGUGGAAAAUUAAACCAGGUAGUCUUAGGUAUGGGUUCGGAUGUAUCAUCUGCUUCUGGUACAGAACGUGGUUCAGGUUCAAAUGUUUGCGUUCCUAGUUUUGGGUAUGUACUUCGCUGGAUUUCUGGACUUCUUGUUGCACGCGAUACUGCUCUCAGUUCAAGUCCGUGGUUAUGGUUUUGUCCCAUCAUAGGACGUGGUCUUUUGCAUAGUACUUUGAAUCCUGGAGGAGCGUCAUUGUGUGGUAAUAGUCAUACUCGAUCUCGCAUAAUAGCAGCUGGUGGUGGCCGUCGAUUAGAUUCUUUGCUUCGACAACUAGGUGAAGAAACUCUAGUUCUUUUGUUAGAUUUCAAUUCUGAAAAUACCGGUCUAUUCAACUGGGUAAUUGAUCAGUGUUAUACUGCAUCGAAUAUAUCAUUAUCCACAGCGUGUUUUGAAUGUAUUUGCCUUAUAAUGAGUAAUAUACCGAAUUUCGCUUGUGAUCAUAUUGUUUUGAUAACUUUAUGCUUCGUUUUUAUGGAUCAUCCUUCAAGAUUUCUCUCCGAUAAAGCUUUUUAUUUACUACGAAUUCUUUACCAGCGUUUCAUCAUAGAACCUGGUGAAAGCCUUUUAAAACAAGCACAUCCUACAGAAACUGACAAAUCGUUCAUUCUCAUCGAAGCAGCUAAUUCUCAGUCAUCGCCAACUUCGUGCAUACCAGAGUAUUGUGACUGUUUUCAUCUGCGCAAUUAUUUAAAAAUAAACAAACUCUUUUAUCAUUCUUUUAAUCAUUGGUCUCCGUGUGAAGUUGUAAGACAGUUUUCUGCACAACAUCCAGACUUUACCAUCACAAUAUUUUCUGAGAUUUCUAAACGUCUAGAAAAUUCUAGAGAGGGUUUACGUGUUCCAUUAUUACGUCUACUCUCAAUUUGGCUUGUGAAUGUGGAACUUAUAGAUCUUGUGGAAGAUGAUUUAGUCGAUUCAACAAAUCGUAAUAUAGAUAAAGAGGAUGAGUUUUCCGACAUCGAUAAGAAUUAUUACGGCUCUUGUUCCACUAACUACGAAAAGUCCAAUAAUUUGCCUGAACCUGUUGGAAUUCCUCCAUUUAAGGCUAAUAAUACCACAAACUUACUUGAUGCAUCAGAACAGCAACAACAAAGUAAUAUUUCCAAAAAAGAUUUUUCAGAAUAUCGUACUCGUUCAUCGAAACGAUAUAAACGUUCAAAAAGCUUAUUUAAUUCAGAAUUACUCUAUGAUCAUGAUGAUACUGACGCUGAUUCAGAUAAUAUUAUUGAUAAUCGAAAUUUCAAGUCAUUAACAUUGUUGAGAAUGCGUGCACGUCAAAGUAUGUUAGGUGAACAGACAGAACUUUGUAGUCCUCGAUCUUAUCAUCUUUCAACUCCUCAUAACCAUUGCAGGAAUGAAUGUAAAUCUAAUGAUACUACUACUAAUCAUAAUGAUCUACAUUGGUCAACUGUCCCUCCUACUCUUCGUUCUAAAGGAUGGGGAUCCAAAAAAGCUACCGAAUUCGUGCUUACAAACCUUUUCUACCUAUCUUUAAGGCUUGCUGAUUGUCCAACUUCAUCUGAAGCAAUAAAACAACUCUGGUUAACAUUAAUUCGUUACCGGCCAACAAAUUUACGUGUGAUUCUCCGAUAUCUUAUUAUUAUUACUUCUAUUGCACCCGGAACCCUGUUAGCACAUGUUAAACGUCUCCUUACUUAUUUGGCUUCUGAACAAGCUGAAAGUGUCAUAGGAGAAUUAAUGGUCGAAAUGCAAACUAUCGAUGGUAUUGGUUUAAUUGUUGAACCUAUAUCUAGUUUGCCAUUCUUUCGAGUUAGUACCUCUACUCAACAUCAUCAUCGUCAACCUACUGAAGAAAUUAAAUCUUCAAAAUUUCAGUCAUACGUUCAAAAUAAUUCCUCCUCAAAAACUAUAAGCGGUUCUAGUAAUACAGUUAAUCAAGAAGGAAUCGGCCAACCGGAUGAUGAAUUAGUUGCACUUGGUUUAGGAAGCAAACCUUGUUCAAACACAACGACACAAGCGCGGACGUUACGUAGCGCUAUUGGAGGAAGCUAUAACUAUCACACUAUUGAUGAUAAUUUGAAUGUCAAGUCUUCUAAUUUUAAUGUUACAGUACGUCCGAAAUCAGCUACCUGUCAACCAUCUACUGUCAUUACAUCUACUAAGAGACACAAACAAACUACUUUAAACGAAAAUCGAAUACGACGUACUACAGUUUCACCGACUUCUAAAGUUCGUUACAACAGUCACAGCUCCUCUGAAUCACCACAGUCAGAGAAAUCCCUUGAAUCACCAGCAGCUUUAUCUAAUUACCAGCUAGUUGAAGGAAGUGAUGGAGAGCCGGAAAUUGAUGUUGAUUCAUUUGAAGGUUUCAGGAGGCGUGGAUUGACUUUAGAUGAUAAAUAUGCUACUCUGCGGGCCAAAGACAUUGCAAAUUUAUUAACACCACCUAAUCCAAAAGACAUUCAAUCAAGUGAUUCCGAUUCCAAUUGCGAAAUACCAAAUUUAUGUGCGCGCGGCACUACAUUUCCCACUACUUCUGAUGUCCACGAGCGGUCUGUUUAUUCAUCAGCGCUGUCCAAUCCGCUGUUUGAAACCAACCGUUUGCCAACUACAUGCAAAAUUACGAGACAGUCGAAGUAUUCUAGAGAAUACAAAGAAAAACGAUUCAGCUGUUUCAAAAGUCCGAAAGUUGAUGUCGCGGGAUCAGUCCCUUUUCACCACUCAGCUUCAUUGCCACCUAGUCUUGCUUCUCUUCCUCCAUUACCUCUGCCACUUCCUGCCAGCAUUUCUUCCAUUCUAAGUCUUUCUUCAAAAGGAUCUACGGGGUCUAACACAUGUAUAUUGCCUAUAUCUCCUGUCACUGCUGAUAGAAAAAGUACUACCAGUUCUGAUAAAUCGGAUAUUAAGCCUUAUACUUGUAGUUGUGUACGUAGAAGUUCGAACGUGGACGUAAGUUAUCCAAGUAACAAAGCAUAUUUUGACUUCAAUCCUAAACCACUCCCGAUGCCUGCAACUGGAGGCUUCCAUGCUCCUCUGGGUUCAUGGUUGUCCGAACCGUUGGUGAUUGGUGGAUCAGUUGUCUUCAGUGGUAGUUGGCCUCCUGCAGGACCUAAAUCACCUUUAGUUCUCAUCUUGGCUGGCGGUUUAACUCAAUCAAGAGGUCUUCAUAUAGAUUGGAGUGAGCAUCUGCCUUUAAUGCUUCUCGGUGUAUUUCUUGGUAUUGAUCACUGCCGUGCACUUGUACAAGAAGAAUCUAAACAGUUGUUAGUGUCUUUGUUAGAUCAAGUAUGUCCACAUCAUGAUAUGCUCCGUUUGUUACGACUAGAAUUAGAGGCAAAUCUUCAUCGUCUUGCUUAUCCCUCUGGUUUCCCUGGUCCUCGUGUUCAAGACUAUCGUUUAACGUUAGAUGGUGGGCCAUAUCGUGAAAAAUUCAAUAUGGUUCUUGAUCCCUUAGAUUUUAUCGAAAGAGAUCAGUUGUUUUCUUCAUCACCUGUUUCUUCUGCAGCUUCCAAACACGACAGAAACAACAACUUCAAAAACAGAUUGCCAGCUGAAGAUGAGGAAACCCGACAAACAACCUCAUCUAACUUAAUGCCACUGAAAGAUAUCAAUGUUACAGCUGUUUCAGCUGCUAGUCUAUCUUCACCUAGCACUAGUCCACCAAUAAUUGAAAAUUACCAAACUCAUCCAACUAUGUUAACUAACCAAGGUCAGUUGAGUGGCUCAAUGUUCAGUCUUACUAGUACAGCAACCCUAAUUCCACGUCAUCAUGAGAAUAAUCUCUUUGAGUCACAAACUUGCAAUGACUCAUCAAUUCCUAAGCAUAAUUCAGUUUGUUAUAACUCGGCGUCAAAUAAUUCAGAGAAGGAAUUUUUACGUAAUAAAUCACAUACAAAUGCUGUUACACCUUCAUCCGUUUAUUCCAAACCACGGUCUUCAAAAAGUGUGAUUUCAAACAGUGUUCCAUCCAAUAACCAUUAUUCAUCGAAGAUUGAGAAAACCAAGAGAUUUAAGAAAUCUGAUCUUAAGCUAUUGGAAAAAGCUAUUCUACAACUUAAAAGUAUACUUUUGAAUAGUUCUGGACAAGCCAUAUGGACUUGGGAAGAUUUUAAUGUACAACAUAACUCGUUCGGUACCACCACAGUUCAGUAUUGUCAAAAUGAAUUUAACCAGAUUAUAAACAACGAGAAACUAGAAAAUAAAGAGUCAGUUAUAAAAUCAAUGAAUACUGUGAACUCCUUGGAACAGCUUGUUAAACUUGUUGCUCGUAUACUUGCCUUAUCUGAAGCUGGUUCUGAAGAGGCGGAAAAGUGUUUGCAGUGUUUACAUGGCCCGCCACAUGAUCAUAAUAACCAGAGUUUAACUAUGGCAGAUGAUGAUUACAAAGAUGCAAACAUUGAUCAUUCAAAUUAUUGUAUGGUUGCACGUUUAUCUCAAAUCGCUCUAAAUACAGGUUUAUCAUGUCCUAGUCGACAUCUUGCUAGUCGUUCCUUACAAAUUCAUCGUGCUCUUGGUGGUCAUUUAGACAAGAAAUCUUUUUCGAAAUUGUUGGCUAGAUUAGGUGAAACGGUAUCCGAUGGGAGUGAAGAAAUACAGGGCUAUGUUGCUGAACUUUUCCUUACACAAGAGGCAGCUAUUCAUCAUUUGAAGUCAAAGAGUGAUAGUUUUCUGGAAUCAGUUCCUCAGUUUGCUUCUGAACCCACCUCUCCAUCACCCAGUUCGCUUAGUGUGAAUGGGCGUAAGUCAGCGCUAAAUAUGGUCUCAAUAUCUGACCGCCGUCAUUUUCAUCGUCAUUCAAAAUCUUCAUCUUUGAUUGGAAAUCGUUCAUGUCACUUAAAUUCGAUUAUGCCUGCCAAUGAUUAUUCUGUAUCUAAAUUAGCCCAAUCAACCUCACCAACUUUAGAACAUGCAUCACCAACCUCAUCAUUUCCUUCCGACUCUUAUCAUUUAACAAAAUUAUCUAAUACUUCAAGUACUUCUACACCUAAGCCAAAUAAUAAUGAUAAUAAUAACAGCAAUAACAAUAGUAUAUGCUUAUUACCUCCCGGAGAACGUGCUGAUCUAAUUAUUGGGAUCUUUUGGACCGGUGUUUUGCUCUUGGAAUCGGAUUUUGAAAAUGAAUAUUUAGUUGGUUUAAAACUUUUAAAUUUAGUUAUCCCAAGUGUUUGUGCAUCAAAUUUAAGUCAAUCGUCUGACGGUUUGAAAAUAAAUUUAGGCGACAAAGCGCAAAAAAUGCUUGAUCAAUUACAUUGGAAUCCAUAUUUUCCUGGAAUACUUAGUUUAGUGAUUAAAGGCUGUUCUUCGCCGAAUCUUGUAGAUCAAUCUUGUCGAUUACUCGUGUUAUUAAUCCCGUUUCUCAGUCAUCCUUUGGUGGUACCAACUGGACGUAUGGGAUUAUCCAUUCAGUUGUCAUUUCCUAUUGUUCUGCUUACUCUUAUGCCCAUGUUGACAACAGCUUGGGACGAAGAUCCAUCUACAUCAGUUCCUGCGAACCCAUGUGAUACUAAUUCAGAACAACUUAGUUUCUUACAGGGUGGUUUUCUAGGUCGAGGUAUAUGUGGUUCACUAAAUGUUAUUCCUCGAGCACUUGGUUCAUGGACUUCGAGUUUUUGUACUCCGUACACCUCGUAUACGAAUCAAAACACAGGGACUAAUUCCAAAAUAAGAACAGACAGUAUUGGACUUUUUGCUAACUGUCCCUCAAAUAGCCUUGGCACUUUCAGUGCUUAUGAAUCAACAUCAAACUUAAGCACAAUAGUUCCAGGAGGCACUUCUCGUGACGUACAGUUGACUUACAAAUCACCAAUUUUACGACCAAAGAACCCCAUUUGUAUUCAGGCCGCCGAAUCACUUGCUCAGGCUGCAUUGAAAGCUGAUCCGAUUCAAUUUAGUAAUCUAGCACUGAUUCUGCGUCUUUAUGCCUCUGGUAGUUUUUCCAAAGACGUUGAUCAAUGGAGUCGAUGUGUAAUAUGCUAUUUACUAGAAGGUUGCAGUUCAAACACAUCACGUUUGUUAAAACAUAUCAAUAUGCUUUUAACUUCUGGACCGCCUUGUCUUCAAUUGCCUUUACUUAAAGUGGCUCAUUUGUUUCUACAACAAGUUGAUAUGAAUCAACGAGAUACGGAAUAUUCAUUACAAAAUUUUAUCACAUCGAUUGUUAACCAAUUUGUUGGAACCUGUUUAUGGACGCAUGUUAUUCCAAUUUUACAAGUUACUGUUUCACGCUCAGCUGUAUUAAACUCUGUUCCAGAAACACCUGCGUACACUUUGCCUGGUUUGGAUCCUUCAGGUAGUGGUCGUGUAUUAGAUUAUGCAAUUGCUUCGGCAGCAGUCGCUGUUCCAUUACCAGACAGUGAACCUCCUAGAUUAGAACUCGGUGGUCCUGUGUUGGAUUUCACUUUUAAUGUUCUUCAAGAAGCUCCAUUAUUAGCUCCCCAGUUCGCCCCACCUCCAUCACAUCUAACUUCUGAAAAUAUAUCUAAGGUGGAUAUACCAACAUUUGAUCAUACCCCAUUAAAACCAACUAAGAAAGAUUUUAUUGAUGUUCAUGAUAUUGGCUUGAUUGAAAUGUUUGUAUCAGCUUCAACCGGAUGGAACAAACCGGGAAAUUCUCAGAUACGUUUACGUGAAAAGCUCUAUGGUCUAGUCAGUUGUUAUGGCCUUCCUCCUCAACAGUGUAUCAGUGCUCCAAGAAGUCCAUCAGUUAUAUUCAGUCAAUCUACUGAAACUUUGGAUCCACAAUUAAGUAUUCACUCAAGCAGUGAAACGACGUCUGUAGUCGAUAUUAGUAAUUCAGAUGAUAUUCGUUUGGAUGAUACUAGUAGUGGUGAACAGACUGCUGUGUUUCGUGAUUUGGAUACUUACUUAGAUGCUCAGUUAAUGAAUAUAAACUUUUUAGGUGUUCCGGAUUGUAGAUUAGCGUCAACAAAUGCCUCCACGAGCGAGGAAGAACCUAGACGUCCUUGGGGUGUACGAGGCCAAGCAAUUACAUGUCAUUUUGAUUUCAAUGGAGAUGGGAACGAAUCAAUUACCAAUGAAUCUGUCGGUGGCUUAUUCCGAACAAUUCAACCGACAGACAAAACAGCUAGUAGUUUAGCACACAGUAUCACAGAGUCGGAUUAUUUCACAGCUGCAUAUCAACCUCACCAUUCACAAAAGCAGCAUCAAAAUAGAACACAUUCAUUACCACAUUUAACAUAUGUUACUGAUAAUUCAAAUGAUAUAAAAGAUACCGAAUCUAGUGCUUCGAAUACAAAUCGAUAUUCAACAAUAACAAUUAGUAACAAUUAUACAGAUGAUAGUGUAGAUGGUAGAUAUUCGCCAGCAUCAUAUAGUGAGCAACCACAGCUGCUACAGUCAGAAGAUAAAAAACCAUCGAAUUCACUUUCCAGCCGACCAUUCAUUGAGGAACAGUUAAAUUACACAGAUAAUGAUUUAACGAUUGAUGAGUCCGUUGGAGAAGAAAAGUUUAAUAAAGGUAUACAAGUAAUGAAUUAUCCUCGUGCUACUGUGCGCAGUUCACGUAGUGAACGUGUAACCUUCAAUCUUGAUGGUGAUAAAAGUGAAGAUAAUAAUAAUGAGGUUGGUAGACAGGAUGAUGAAGUACACAGACAAAAUAAAGUAUCUAUGGCCGAUGGAGUGAAGGGUAUUUUAAUCAAUCGCUCAAAUCAUGAAUCUGUUAAGGAACUAUGUAAUGGAUUGUUACAGUCCAAUACUGUAUUGCCUAAUAAUUCUGUAGCGCGAUCUUUGUCAACACAGUCAUUGAAUAAUGAUGGGAAUUAUGAUAAUCCGGUUGAUGAAAAAGAUAUUUCAACUCAAAGUUUAAGGUCAAGUAUAUAUUUUCCUCGAUGUUUGUCGUCUAAUCGUAAUGAAGGACAAGCAAAAUAUAGUAUUCGUAGUCGAUUAACAAGUAAACCGGAACAAACAAUCGACAAUCGUCAGCAUGAUCAUGAUCACCUUUUUGUACAAAAUUCUCCCACUAGACAAAUCAAACGUAGUGUAUCAACAUCAGAAUUAUUAUUGACUAGACCACAUUUCACAAUAAAUAAUAAAUCCGAUGAUUACAAUUUGUUAGUCGAUUCUCUAGUGUUGUCACCGUUGAACUAUCAAAAUUACCAUAUGAAUGACAAGUAUUUUACUCAUUUCUCUUCAUCGUUAUCAUCGACUAGGUCAUUGUCACCAUUGAAUCAACAUAACCAAUCUGAACAAAGGGCUUGUGAUUUAGUAACUAUGACUAAUGACAGUAAUGCGAACAGUAAUACAGAUAUGUUGAAAAUUAGUUCGUGUCGACCUAAUUCACUUUGUUCUUUAUUUGUACGGCUUCAGUCGAAUCGACUCUCAUUAUCACCAACGUUAACAGCACCAUCUGUUGCAUCUGUACAUAGUUCUCAUUUAUCGCUACAUUGUAGCAAAAUGAUUCGAAAAUCUAACGAAUCUCUUAUUGGUAGAAAGCACAAAGCAACAAGUGAUUCACAUUUAAAUUGUUUCAAUAAACAGAUAUUAUGCACACCUCAACAAUCACAUCAAUCGAACGAUCUUCACCGAAGCUAUCAUGAAAUAUUUUCUCGUGUCAGUGAAAACACUUGUAAUGUUACUUCAUCUGAGUGUACUUCUUUAAAUAAACUAGUAUCAGUUCAACCGGCACAAAGUUUAUGCAAUUGGCGAUAUCCACUAAUUACUGAACAAAAGUGGAUCGCAUGGAAAUCCGCAUCCAACUCUACCAGUUCACAUUUAAAUGAACAAAAAGUAUCAAUAUCUCUACUGAUGGAACUUCCACAAUUGUAUCAGGAGUUAAUUUCACGUUACAUGAACGCUGUUAACCAUACGAUCAAUUUGUCUGUCAGUCAUUGCACUAAAUCAAGCCGAUUUAAUCAUUUAGAGAAAUUAGUUGAAAAAAUCAGAAACUAUCUAAGACCACCUUGGUUUUUUUGUCGUUUACCUGAGGAUUAUCUUAAUGAGACGGUUCGGUCUUGUUUAAUAAGUAAAACGAUUUAUUUACUGGAAAAACAUGAGGAAAUUCAAAAUCAGUUUGAAGAGCUUUAUAAUCUAUUACAAUCUGAAAAUGCCGAAGACACAUUCAUCCAAUUACUAAGUCAUAUGUUUACUAACUUAAUAGAAUUUGUGAAAUAUUCAUGUGCGAAUGUUGAAACCGUUUAUGUUAAUAUAUCCAAGUUGAAAGAAGACGAAAUCCUACUACCUGUGGUACCGGAUCAGUCAUGUCGUUUCCACUGUUUACUACAGUGUAUUUUAUCAGGUUUAAAUUUAUCCAUUGAUAAUGAUAACAACAAUGUACCUAUCGAACCAACUAAUUGCAAUGAGUCUGCAGCUUUAAAAAAUCAACUGUGUGAAUUUCUAACAACCAUGCUGACAAGUCUUCCAAAUGAUGAAUUGUUAACAGGGUUCAAUAAAUCUAAUCCGGAAAAUUGUAAAGAAGUAAUUAGAUUAUACAAACAAUUAUCCGAUAAGUCUCCUAAUGGAUCAGAAGUACCGAUUGAUAUCGUGACCGAUAUACUGAAUAUUUUUGCAAAUUAUGUUUUGGAGAGCGACUCCUCUUCUUAUAUUGCAUACCUUCCGUUACCGGCACUUGAUAAAGAUGUCGAUGGUCAGUCAACUACCAUUAAUUACUGCGCUUAUUUAACUGAAAGUCUGCACCAAUUCGUAUUAAAUGAUGAUGGUUAAUUUCGUUGGCUAACACAUGGUGUUUGAUUUAUUUUACUUCGUAAUUCCGAGAAAAAUCCACUGCUGAGAUUGCCGUCACCUUUAGACAGAUAUUUUUUGUACAAAUAACUGUAAUUGCUUUUGAGUUUAUUUAAAAAGCGGUUAGAUUCCUCGAAUAUAUUGCUUAUCUCGUUUUCCUUUUAGUACAGAUACGACAAUUAACUUUGACUAUUUCACUCUACAAUUGUGUAUUUCCUUACAGUGUAUAAAAUAACAUAUUGUGCUUUUUAGCUUUCCUUGGUUUUAUGUAUUCACGAAGGUUAGUCGAACGAGAAAUGUGUGAUAUCUUUUUUACGUGGAUGUUUCACAAAAUAUAUGAUGCCGUGAUGGUAGAUUUGUAGUGGUGGCUGUUCAAGUGAG